AUGGGGGCCGCGUGUGUGCAGAAAAGGCUGGAUCGUGCGUUAGGCUCUACUGGCUGGGCGGGGUCCUUCCCGGACACGAUUGUUCUCCAUUGUACGGAUAUUGGUUCCGAUCAUCGGGCGCUCAUAGUGGCUGAUAAACCAUUUAAGAGAAUGGCCCGACGUUUGUUCCGAUUCGAUGCCCGAUGGGUGGAAAACCCGGAGGUGCGAUUGAUGGUCAACUAUGUUUGGCUGCAGGAGGAGGCGGGGUCGCCCAUGUAUAAACUGUGGACGAAGCUUAAGAAAGUCCGACAUAUGCUAUAUGAUUGGGCCCGUGUCGGGGAGUCUAACUCAGCGAGGAAUAUUCGAACUCUACAAGGAGAGAUUGAGGCGGUCAGGAGGGCUAAUCCGGUGGAUUGGGAUAAGUUAAGGGAUCUGGAGGGGGAUUUGGGAAGACAAUGGACAACGGAGGAGUUAUUCUGGAAGCAAAAGUCCCGGGUUCGCUGGUUGAAGGAAGGGGAUAGAAAUUCUUCGUAUUUUCAUACGGUCACGCGAACUAGGCGUAGGAAGAAUUUUAUCGCCAAACUCCGUUGCGAGGACGGUGGAUGGGUCGAGGAAGAGCCGGAUAAGGCUAAAAUGGCGGUUGAGUUUUUUGAUAAUCUGUUUACGUCUGAAUUCCAGAUUGGGGAUGUGGAUGCUAGGGUGGCGGCGCUGCCAAUUGAGUGGCUGGUCACAACCGAUAUGAACCAGAAACUGGUUGCCCCUGUCUCGGCUGACGAGAUCCGGCGUACUGUUUUCUCGAUUGGGCCGACGCAAGCGCCAGGGUCUGAUGGGUUCACGGCAAAAUUCUUUCGGUCGUAUUGGGAUAUAGUAGGGCCCUUGGUGGUGGAGGCGGUGGGGUCUUUCUUUGCGAAUGGAAAACUUCUCCGUAGCUUUAAUCACACGUGGAUUACGUUAAUUCCUAAAGUGGAAGAAGUAGAGACGAUGCGCCAAUUGAGGCCGAUCAGCCUAUGCCAAGUCAUUUAUAAGAUUGUCUCGAAGAUCUUAGCAAAUCGACUUGCGGUGGUGUUACCAGUAGUUGUAUCUCCUGAGCAAAAUGCUUUUAUCAAGGAGAGACAGAUUGUUGAUAACGUUCUGAUUGGGCAUGAAAUCAUGCACUAUCUUAAAAUUAAGACGAAAGGGAAGAAGGGAUACAUGGCACUAAAGGUUGAUAUGGAAAAGGCCUAUGACAGGGUCGAGUGGCCAUUCUUACUUUCGCUCCUGAAGAAGCUGGGGUUUGGGGAGCAGUGGGUCAAGUGGAUUCAUGAAUGUAUUUCGUCUUCAUCCUAA
Messenger RNA from Linum trigynum, 1305 nucleotides. Lineage: Eukaryota; Viridiplantae; Streptophyta; Magnoliopsida; Malpighiales; Linaceae. The record is from the annotation of a GenBank genome assembly.